Hippocampus zosterae (dwarf seahorse) is the source of this 4622-nucleotide messenger RNA. RefSeq names its product family with sequence similarity 171 member A1 (gene fam171a1). Lineage: Eukaryota; Metazoa; Chordata; Actinopteri; Syngnathiformes; Syngnathidae. The transcript is spliced from 9 exons. Gene Ontology annotation, cellular component: plasma membrane. The record is from RefSeq and is a predicted model, not a curated record. The coding region runs from base 337 to 2916 and encodes 859 amino acids. Gene Ontology annotation, biological process: stress fiber assembly; regulation of cell shape.
AGGCUGACAUCCGUUGGAUGUAGCCGCCUGUUGGUGCUGUUUUUUGGGGAGGGCAUGUGGCUCUGAGGCUCAGGGCUGCCUCUCUCUCUGACCCUGACUUGUCGAUGAAAAAGAGAGCUAAGCAGAGGGGGUGUGGAUGCGCCACGGGAGACAAAAAAAACGCUUUAAUUUGGUACUGCUGAUUCUGCUAAACAUGGAGUGGCGCCGCCUUUACCGACUAAUCGGAGAAAACGCCGAAGUGGGCGUUUGUUGAGUUUGUCAAAGCCAAAGAGAUUCUGGAGCUGCUUUGCUUUUUAAUUUUUUUUAUUUCUUUUGCCGUUGAUAUUCCCAUCUGCAAUGAUGCGGGCUUUGGAAGGUGUAGGGAGUUGGACCACCGUGCUCGUAUUCUUCGUUCUCGGAUUGCUCGUUUCAGAAGGCUCCAGCAAAACGUCGGAGGAAGAAGUGACUCUGAAGGUCCGCCUCAGCGAUGCCAGCACUCACCAGCCUCUGGACGGAGCAUCCAUACAGCUCUUUGCCAACCACACUUUGGUAACCACGGAAACCUCACUGGCAGACGGCAACGUUUACCUGCGCUUCCCAUACCGCCUGGGCACCCCGCUGGUCAUCACCGCAACCAAACACGGAUACGUUCCAAACUCCGUGCCGUGGACGCCCUCCCGCCUCCCUAUGUUUUCCUCCAUUAGCCUGAAUCUUCUACCAGAGAGAGCCGCUACUCUGACAGUCUAUGAAGAUGUGGUGGAGAUCGUGUCGGAUUUUCAAGGAUUUAGGCGCCAGCCCAGUGUUCAUUUCCAGCGUCGAACCUUGACUCUUCCUGUCAACACUUCCUAUGCCAAUUUGACCGCACUACUCACGGUGGCCGACUCCCCAUCGGAGAUCCAGCACUUUCCCUACCUGCGGGUCCCUGCCGACAACGGCACUGGAGCAGAGAAGCGGCUAGAGCUGACUCCUGUGGCGGCCGUCUCCGUCCACCUAUUGGCCAGCGACGGGCUGGAGCUGCAGGUGAAUGAGCCAAUCACAGUCUCCGUUCCCCUGCCUGCAGACUGUGGCCUGAAGGAAAAUGAUCACGUCUCCGCUUGGCGAUUUGACCCACGUUCGGGUUCCUGGAUUAAGAGCAGUUGGGGCCACGUUCAGAGGGAGAACAACCAACUUAUCCUGACCUACAUCGCUCCUCAGCUGGGAUACUGGGUGGCCGCCACGUUGCCACCUAAGUCAGGUCUACUGGUUGUGAAAGACAUCAGCAUGUACCACACUAUGUUUCUACUGGCCAUUCUUGGAGGCAUGGCACUCAUUCUGCUGUGUUUGCUCUGCGUCCUCCUGUACUACUGCAGACGCCGUUGUUUGAAACCUCGGAGCUCUCACCGUAAGCUCACGCUGUCCUCCGGUUUGGACGGCAACAAGAGGGAUCAAGCGACCUCCAUGUCCCACCUCAACCUCAUCAGCAACGAGGUGCAGUUGGAGCUUGUUUCCACAGCGACAGAGGCUGACAUGACCACACCGAUGCUGAAGCCGUCCUCCUACGAGCCCGGUGACGAUCCCCACACGCACAACCUGAUCCAGCACAGCAAGCACAGCCGUUCUUCGCUGGGCAACAGCCAUCACGGCUCAUCCCUCGGCAAUCUGACACCUCGCAGUAGAGACUACCGUCAGUCGGCCGAGACUAUGCAGUUCAAGUCGGCCAUAUCGAGCGGAACCGACCGAGGGUACCGUCAGUCGUAUGUCUCCGUCUGCUCGUCCGGCAACCUCAUAUCCGACAGACUAUCACUAGCCAAGCACGACCAAUUAUCAGAACAUCAACUGAGCGGUGUUGUCAUCUCCCCUUCUUCCCCCCCUCACUCCCCCUCCAGAGGGGAGGGAAGUGAGAGCAGAGCCCCUGAAUACCCUCUCUCCCGCUCCGUUGACCACCUGGAGCGGCCCCCCUCGCUCGCCCGGCCGGGCCAGCUGCUGUGCUGCGCCUCCGUCGACCUGCUAAGUGGUAGUGAAACCUACCCGAGAGUGCGGCCCACACUGGUCAUCCCCGCUCACUACAUGCGCCUGCCUGGGGAGCACCCCCUGUCGGGUCAGGCCCUCCUGCUGCAGACGGACGAGCAGAGUGACCUGGAGACCAUCCAGGCUGAGCUCAAUGCCUCACAGUCCUCAGGACAAACCCCCAAAGACUGCGUGCCAUGCCCUGCCAAGCAGGAUGAAGAAGAGAAGCUGGUGUCCAUUCCAGGAGCGCUCGGAGAAACGGGUCUGGUGGAGAUAAAUAGCGAAGACACCCUAUUGGCGGAAAAGACGUUAAUGGAGCUCAGAGGAGGCAAGCCUCUGCCACACCCAAGAGCCUGGUUCGUCUCACUGGACGGCCGCUCUAACGCUCACAUCCGCCAUUCCUACAUUGACCUCCAGCGGGCUGGUUGCCACAGUAACGCCACAAGCGCAGGAGGCCCACAAGGCAGCGGGCGGAGGCAUGGCAGCGGCAACGAUGCCAGCUUAGACUCCGGCGUGGACCUGAAUGAGCCCAGAGCUGGUCAUAGGGUACGGGAUGUGGAGCAGGAGGAGCAAGAAAUGGAAAAGGAGACGUCCAAGAGCACAACACCAACCACAGCCUUCACUCAGCUGGUGUACGUGGACGAUCUGGAGGGGACGGGCAGAAAGGAGCCCUUCAAGUACAACUCCCGUGACAGCAAUUUGGGGUCCAUCCAGUCUGUCAAGGGAGAAGCUGAGAGCGUACAAAUCCACACGGAACCACCAUCAGUUUCUUCCCCCUCACCCGCUUCUCCUCCCAUGACGCAGCCCGACUAUGGCGUGACUCUCAGGAACGACUGCACGCUGCUGUCUGCCUCCCCAGAGGAUGACGCACCACCUGAAGAUGGAGAGGAGAAGAAGAGUCCCUGGCAGAGGAGGGAAGAGCGACCCCUGCUGGCCUUCAAUAUGAAGUAAAUUCUCUGGCGACUACAUGAGCAGAACAUCCCCGUUGAAUCUUUACAUAGCACUGACAUUGAUCCACUACUUAAAAAAAGUUUGGGAUCUUGGGCUUUGAGGUGAGAUUUCAGGAUGUAUCUGAACUGCAUUAUAGCCAUUAUCCAACCAUUGUCUGUGCACUUAAUCCGAGACUCUCUACAAGUUUAAAGGCAGUAAUGCAUAUUCGGAUCAUCUUGAAAGUUCACCCAAAAAUCCAAUAUCCUUAACUUUUUGGGCAUGGUGUACUUCAGCACUGGGAUCGAGCAAAGAAAGGGACAACUCUGAACUUUUAUAAACGUUUAUAUGACAAUGACCACUGUCAUCCUCCAUAACACCCCUGCCCUCAUCUGUGUAAACGCACCACUAACAAGCUGGAAGUAGACUUGCCUGAAGGACUCUGGAGGUUCUUUUUUUUUUCCGAUGCAAAACAAAUAUGUUGGGUUUUUUUCCCCUCUUCGAGCUGUAGUACAGCCAAUAGAUUGGUCAAGGAAUACAGGAACCUUUUUCCUUAAGCCAUAUUGGCCUCGGACCACUGACCAUAAAAGCACUCCAUUCCCACUCCUCAGUAUUUUUCUCCCCGAGUGCUUUUGGGUGUACAACAACUAGUCACUCCAACACAAUUUAUCCCUUGAGAGACGUUUGUUAAAAGACCAGUUUAUCAGGUCACAAGGAUGUUAUCCCUUGACUACACAAAAAACACAACUAUUAUUGUUGUGUAAUCAGAUAAUGUGACACACCACCCAGUUGGAGUGUAAGGAUGUAAUACCACUACAAGUUAGGCCUCCAGCAAUGAUACUGUUUAUACUAUGAAGGGUUUUUGUACGAGUUGAAUCACUGACUGGCAUAUGUUGCUCUAAAGGCUAUGCAUCACUUUUAGACGCCUGCUUGAGAUGCCUUUUUUUGUUUGUUUGUUUGUUUGUUUUAACACUAUUAUUUUGAUUGCCAAUGUGAAGUAUUUUAACCCGAUGAGGCUACUUCCUCUUCAAAUAUGUUAAGGGCUUUUCUUCUUCGCCUGCCUUAUUCUUUGUUUUUAGUUAUGUGUCUUUAUUUUAACUGAAACCAAACCGUUUCCGUUUGCAGUAUUUUUUUGCCUUUGGUUCCCAAUUUUCCAAGUGCCUUUUCCUUAAGAUGCACAAUAUCCUGAAAGGAUCACUACAUUUAUUUCUCACCUUCUUUUGCCUUUGUUCUGCCUUUUCUUCUCUACCUCAGCCGUCAUUCUCGUUCCCGCUUGUGACCAAAAGUAUGCAGUAAAUGUCUUGUUACUACACUGCACAGAGCUCACAAUAUUCUGCAAGCCCAUCGAGAAGCACUGAGAUGGUUUGCAGCACAGCAGGGAAUGGAUAAAAAAAGCGAGCGUAGGCCAAGGGAACAGGUUACUUUUGCGCAUUUGGAGUGAGCAUUUGUUUUAAAAUGUAUUUUUCUGAGUGAGGCAUGUUUUUUUUUAUGACCUACUGUAUACUUAUGAGAGUGCUGGGAAAUAAUCAAAUCCACUCGGGUUUCAUAUAGUCAUCACAGUCAUAUUAAAUCUUUUUCAUUGUUUAUUUCUUCUUGCACAUUGAAAUAUUGCAAGUUUGUUUUCUGGGCAACCUUCAGUGUUUGAGCAAAGUUGCAGUACAAUUCGUGUGUACAUUGCUCGUUUGCAAUAUAUAUCUGAAGUUAUUCUGAAUAAACAACCAGAUGAACAA